AUGACUCUUGCAUUCGUGCCUGUUCCUGAUGAUCUUAAAGCUUAUCCAUCUAUGAUUAAUGAUUUUGACGAUGAAGAUUGUUCUUUAGUUGAUUAUUUCGAACGAGUUUGGGUUGUGUAUAACGCUAACUUAGGUAGUCGACACAGUGAACCAAAAUUUAGUUUACAAUUAUGGAAAAUUUAUGAACGAGGUAUACAAGACUUACCAAGAUCUAAUAACGCUGUCGACGGAUGA
Messenger RNA from Rotaria sp. Silwood2, 234 nucleotides. NCBI's taxonomy places the organism in Eukaryota, Metazoa, Rotifera, Eurotatoria, Philodinida, Philodinidae. The record is from the annotation of a GenBank genome assembly.